AUGUGGUCAAACGGCCGUGUACGACCCAAGUUGAUCGACCCGGGUAUCGCACCUGAAGCUAAUACAACAAUUUAUCAACUUAAUUUAAAAUUUUACAAUGCUAAACUCCGUGAAGAUAAAUCGAAGCUUGAAGAAGAAUUGAAUAAUAUUCGUCAAGAUAAUAUUAAAUUUCAAAAUGAUUUUAUUAAAUUUCAAGAAGAUAUUCCCAGGUCGGCGAUUAUACACACUUCGUAUACGGUUGUAAACGACGACCGUUUUUGCCUCCGUAAACGACACGGAGAUAUGCGAUCGUAA
Rotaria socialis is the source of this 294-nucleotide messenger RNA. Lineage: Eukaryota; Metazoa; Rotifera; Eurotatoria; Philodinida; Philodinidae. The record is from the annotation of a GenBank genome assembly.